This is a messenger RNA of Brassica rapa (field mustard), 2125 nucleotides long. RefSeq names its product chaperonin 60 subunit beta 4, chloroplastic. The record is from RefSeq and is a predicted model, not a curated record. Gene Ontology annotation, molecular function: ATP-dependent protein folding chaperone; ATP binding. Gene Ontology annotation, biological process: protein refolding. Lineage: Eukaryota; Viridiplantae; Streptophyta; Magnoliopsida; Brassicales; Brassicaceae.
UAAGGAAGAGGAGAUAUAAUGAAAUCUUUUUCUCACCUUAUAUCUUUCUUCCUCACAGAAGCUACUGAUAGCUUCUUCUUCUUCUUGUAGUCAUUUACAGCAAUGGCUUCCUCACUCUCUGCAUUACCUCUCGCUGAUCGAAACUUUCGCAAAAAUUCUUCCCUUUCGCACUCUUCGUCCUCUCGUUUCGUUCUUAGAGCAAGAGCCGCCGCAAAAGAGGUUCACUUCAACCGUGAUGGCUCUGUCACCAAGAAGCUCAAGGCAGGUGCAGAUAUGGUAGCAAAGCUAUUAGGCGUUACAUUAGGUCCAAAGGGACGAAACGUGGUGUUGCAGAACAAGUAUGGACCUCCCAAGAUCGUCAAUGACGGUGAAACUGUUCUCAAAGAGAUAGAGUUGGAGGAUCCGUUGGAGAAUGUUGGAGUGAAACUUGUGAGGCAAGCAGGUGCUAAGACUAAUGACCUUGCUGGUGAUGGUUCCACUACAUCUAUAGUGCUUGCUCAUGGCCUUAUCACUGAAGGUAUUAAGGUGGUUUCUGCUGGGAUAAAUCCAAUCCAAGUUGCUCGUGGUAUUGAUAAAACCGCAAAAGCUCUUGUUUUAGAGCUCAAGUCUAUGUCUAGAGAGAUUGAGGAUCAUGAGCUUGCUGAUGUUGCAGCAGUUAGUGCAGGGAACGACUACGAAGUGGGGAACAUGAUUGCAAAUGCUUUUCAGCAAGUAGGAAGGAGUGGUGUAGUUACGAUAGAGAAAGGCAAAUACCUAGUGAACAAUCUUGAGGUUGUGGAAGGAAUGCAGUUUAAUCGUGGCUACUUAUCUCCUUACUUUGUUACUGAUAGAAGGAAGAGAGAAGUUGAGUUCCAUGAUUGCAAGCUGCUAUUGGUUGAUGAGAAAAUAACAAAUCCAAAAGAUAUGUUCAAGAUACUGGACUCUGCUGUUAAAGAGGAGUUUCCAGUUCUUAUAGUUGCUGAGGAGAUUGAGCAAGAUGCUCUUGCUCCUGUUAUCAGGAACAAACUGAAAGGUAACCUGAAGGCGGCAGCUAUCAAAGCUCCUUCCUUUGGUGAGCGCAAGAGCCAUUGCUUGGAUGAUCUUGCUAUCUUAACUGGAGCUACUGUGAUCAGAGAUGAGAUGGGGUUGAGCUUAGAGAAGGCAGGAAAAGAAGUUUUAGGAACAGCAAAAAGGGUUCUUGUAACUAAGGACUCAACACUGAUUGUUACUAAUGGGGAUACUCAGAAAGCAGUUGAGGAAAGGGUUUCUCAGAUUAAAAAACUUGUCCAGAACACUGAGGAAAAUUUUCAGAAGAAGAUUCUCAAUGAAAGGAUAGCCAGAUUAUCCGGUGGAAUUGCAUUAAUCCAGGUAGGUGCACAGACGCAAGUAGAGUUGAAGGAUAAACAGCUAAAGGUUGAAGAUGCCCUGAAUGCAACUAAGUCAGCAAUUGAAGAAGGGAUUGUAGUUGGUGGUGGUUGUGCCCUCUUGAGACUGGCUGCUAAAGUAGACAGCAUCAAAGACACCCUAGACAACACAGAACAAAAGAUUGGAGCUGAAAUAUUCAAGAAAGCAUUGAGCUACCCUAUUAGACUUAUAGCCAAAAACGCUGGCACUAAUGGGAAUAUUGUCAUAGAAAAGGUCUUAUUGAACGAAAACAUGAUGUACGGUUACAACGCUGCAAAGAAUCAAUACGAAGAUCUGAUGAUGGCUGGUAUCAUCGAUCCGAGCAAGGUAGUGAGAUGUUGCUUGGAACACGCUGCAUCAGUGGCUAAUACGUUUCUGACGUCAGACGCUGUUGUGGUUGAGAUCAAAGAAAACAAACCGAGGCCAAUGAUUAACCCACCGAUGCCUACUUCUCCAGCUGCAUCCUCCAUGUUCCCUGACAGAAACUCCCCAAGAUUCCCUCAAAUUAUGCCUAGAACUCGAAACCACUUUCCAAGGAAGUAGGACAGCAUCUACUUUUAGAAAAUGUAUAAACGAGAAGGUCACGUUUAAUGUAAUCUCGAAACUUUACUACACGUGUGUAAAGAUGUAUGCGUCAUAUACUCGUAAACGUGUCAAAGCUAGAAGCUUUUCUUCUUCUUACAAGCAUUUGUAGUUAUCACUAAAGACGAGAUCUUGUCGUAGCGGAGAAUUUUUAAGAGAA